Messenger RNA from Aureococcus anophagefferens, 2804 nucleotides. RefSeq lists its product as hypothetical. Gene Ontology annotation, molecular function: DNA topoisomerase type II (double strand cut, ATP-hydrolyzing) activity; ATP binding; DNA binding. The coding region runs from base 41 to 2788 and encodes 915 amino acids. Gene Ontology annotation, cellular component: DNA topoisomerase type II (double strand cut, ATP-hydrolyzing) complex. The record is from RefSeq and is a predicted model, not a curated record. The transcript has a single exon. Lineage: Eukaryota; Pelagophyceae; Pelagomonadales; Pelagomonadaceae. Gene Ontology annotation, biological process: DNA topological change.
GCGCUCGCGCCGCCGCCGUCGAGCUCCGCCGCGCCCGCGGAUGCGGCCGCACCUGCUCGCCAUAGUCGCGAUGCUGCGCUUCACGCGCGCCCUCGUCUCGCCGGGCCUGCGCGCCCCGCGGCGCGCCGCGCCCGCCGCCGCCCUGCGCCCCUUCGCGGCGCGGCGCGCGGUCCGGCGCGGCGCCCGCGCGACGACGCAGCUCCGUUCCACGACGGAGGAGCACACGGCGCCCAUCCCCAUCGAGCUCGAGGCCGAGCUCAGCGAGUCGUUCAUGAAGUACGCCAUGUCGACGAUCCUCGGCCGCGCCUUGCCCGACGCGCGCGACGGUUUGAAGCCCGUGCACCGGCGCAUCCUCUUCGCCAUGCGCGAGCUCAACCUGACGCCGGGCACGCCCUACCGCAAGUGCGCGCGCGUCGUCGGCGAGGUCCUCGGCAAGUUCCACCCGCACGGCGACAACUCGGUCUACGACGCGCUCGUGCGCAUGGCGCAGGACUUCGUCAUGUCCGCGCGUUUGGUGGACGGCCACGGCAACUUCGGGUCCGUGGACGCGGACCCGCCGGCGGCCAUGCGCUACACGGAGUGCAAGCUCACGAAGUUCGCGUACGAGGCGCUGCUCAACGGCGACGACCUGGGCAAGGCGAACCGCGGCGAGCCGCUCGCGGGCGGCGUCUCCGUGAAUUUCAGCGACAACUUCGACGCGUCGGAGAUGGAGCCCGACGUGCUGCCGGCGCGCGUGCCCGUGCUCCUCGUCAACGGGGCCGCGGGCAUCGCCGUGGGCAUGGCGACGUCGAUCCCGCCGCACAAUUUGGGCGAAGUCUGCGACGCGGCGCUCGUCGUCGCCCGCGCGGCCAAGAGGGGCGCCAAGGCGUCCGACGACGAGCUGUCCGUGGCCCUGCCCGCGCCGGACUUCCCCACGGGCGGGCUCAUCAUGGGCACGACGGGCGUCGCGCGCGCGUACGCGACGGGCCAGGGCUCGAUCGUGAUCCGCGCGAAGACGCACUUCGAGAAGGUGCGCAGCGGCCGCAACGCCAUCGUCGCCACGGAGCUGCCUUAUCAGGUGAUUAAGUCGGAGCUGCUCGCGAAGACGGCGGACGCCAUCAACGCGCGGCGGAUCGAGGGCAUCGCGGAUCUGCGCGACGAGUCGGGCCGCGAGGGCACGCGCGUCGUCUUCGAGCUGAAGCGCGACGCCCAGGCGGAGAUCGUGCUGAGCAACUUGUUCAAGUCGACGCGGCUGCAGACGUCGUUCCCGGCGAAUAUUGUGGCCGUGGACCACGCGCUGAACGACGACGGCGACGACGUCCGCUCUCCGGUCCGCAUGACGCUGCGCUACGCGCUGGAGCGCUGGCUCAGCUUCCGCUUCGACUGCGUGCGCCUGCGCGCGGCCCACAGCGAGCGGCGCGCGGCGGCGCGGCUCCACAUCGUCGAGGGGCUGUGCCUCGCGACGGCGAACGUCGACGCGGUCGUGGCUUUGAUCCGCGCGUCGGACGCGCCCGCGGACGCCAAGGCGAAGCUCGUCGAGGGCGGCGCGAUCCCGGCCAUGGGCGCCCUGUCGGAGGACCAGGCGUCGGCGGUGCUCGCGCUGACGCUGUCGCGGCUGACGACCCUGGAGGCGGACAAGCUCGACUCCGAGCGGAAGGACCUGGAGGUGAAGCUCGAGGGGCUGCGGAAAUUGAUGUCCGAGGACGCGGCGGUCUACGACGCCGUCGUCGACGAGGUCGCGGCCAUCAAGAAGGCCUACCCGACGCCGCGGCGGUCCGAGAUCGUCUUCGACGGCGACGCGGAGCUGCGCGACGAGGACGUCAUCGAGAACGCGCGGAGCGCGGUGCUCGUCGCGCGCGAUGGCUACGUGAAGCGGACGUCCCUCGAGGAGUUCGGCGCCCAGAGCCGGGGCGGCCGGGGCCGCAACGCGCUCCAGGGCGGCACGCUGCGCCACCUCGUGACCUGCCACGACCACGACACGCUGCUCUGCAUCGCCGACACGGGCGUCGCCUACGGCGUCCGCGCGUUCAACGUGCCCCAGGCGUCGCGCGCCGCGCGCGGCGUGCCCGUGCCGUCCGUGCUGCCCGUGGACCGGUCGACGCGCAUCAAGGGGUUAUUAGCUGUAGCCCACGACACGCUGCAGAAUCCUAAACCGGGCGACGACGACGAAUUGUUCCUCGUCGUCCUCACGCGGAACGGCCUCGUGAAGAAGACGCCCCUCGCGGCGUUCAAGGGCCUCACGUCGCGGGGCCUGAUCGCCAUCAAGCUCGGCGAGGGCGACGCCGUCACGCACGCGCGGCUCUGCCGCGCGUCGGACUCGCUGAUCCUCGCGACGGCGGCGGGCAUGGUCACGCGGUUCGCCGCGGACGACUCCGAGCUCCGGUCCAUGUCGCGGACGACGCGCGGCGUCCGCGCGAUGAACCUGCGGGACGGCGACGCCAUCGUCAAGAUGGACGUCGCCGGCGGCGACCACUCGCACGUCCUCGUGCUCACGGCCGAGGGCUACGGGAAGCGCGUCGCGCUCGCGGACCUGCGGUCGCAGAAGCGCGGCGGCAUGGGCGUGUCCGCGAUCAAGUUCAAGAAGAAGGGCGACGACCUCGUGUCCAUCUGCCCCGUCGCGCCAAACGACGAGGUCAUGGUCGUCACGGAGAGCGGCGUCAUCGUCCGCAUGGACGCGGCGUCCGUGACCGCGCAGAGCCGCACGGCGACGGGCGUCCUCGUCCAGAAGGCCGCGAAGGACGACGCGCUCGUCGACCUCACCGUCGUCCCCGCGGACCUCCUCUCGAGCGACGCCCCCGGGGAGGCGUAGAGGAGGCUUAGGCCGA